AGGCUCUGGAGCCGCCGCUGUCCGCCUGCCAUGGCUCCUCCUCCCCUCCCACCCUUGGGUGGAACCAGAGAAGGGAAAAGUUGCCAGUGGUGAGCAGGCAGCAGAGCUCGCAGGGCCGCUGCAGCAGCAUGUCCCACUAGCCCGUGAGCAGGAAUUCUGUCCUUCCCGAGCUGCUGCCGCUGCUGCUGAGUGCAGGAGAAGAUGGUUACAGCAAUGGGAGCCAGGAAAAAUCUGAAAAGGAAUGAGCAGCCGAGAGACCUGGCAUUCCUUGGGCAGCUUCAAAGGGAGGUGAAGGAUCUGAAUCAGCGCAAGAGUAAAUGAGCACUGCCUGCUGCCAUGUUGGCAGAACAGAGCUGUUCAGAGGCAGUUGGACAAGUUUGUGGCUGAUCCGGUUUAUCCAGUGUUGAAGAUGGGAAGUUACUUGUCUGCUCCAGCUUACUUUGCUCCCAAGGAUCCCUUUCGGUGCUCUGAAUGCCAGGAUCCCCUCACUAACUGGUACUAUGAGAAAGAUGGGAAGCUGUACUGUCACAAAGACUACUGGGGGAAGUUUGGGGAAUCUUGCCAUGGCUGCUCUCUGCUGAUGACUGGGCCUGUGAUGGUGGCUGGCGAAUACAAGUAUCACCCUGAGUGCUUUGCUUGUAUGAGCUGCAAAGUGAUCAUUGAGGAUGGGGACACUUAUGCACUGGUGCAACAUUCCACUCUGUACUGUGGAAAAUGCCAUAACCAGAUUGUGCUGACACCGAUGAUAGAAAAACACUCGACUGAGUCUCUGCGUGAGCAGCUGCCUUACACACUGACCCUCAUCUCCAUGCCAGCAGCCACGGAUGGCAAGAGGGGAUUCUCUGUGUCUGUUGAAGGUGGCUGCUCCAGCUAUGCCACUGGUGUCCAGGUGAAAGAGGUUAACAGGAUGCACAUCAGCCCAGAUGUCCGAAACGCCAUCCACCCUGCAGACCGGAUCCUGGAGAUCAACGGAGCUCCCAUCCGUACCUUACAGGUGGAGGAGGUGGAGGAACUGAUUCGCAAGACAAGCCAGACGCUGCAGCUGCUGAUAGAGCACGACCCGGUGUCGCAGCGCCUGGACAGGCUCCGCCUGGACUCGCGCCUUCCCGGCCACAUGAAGGCGCCCAUCUCCCCUCGCUCCCUCUCGCCUCUGGACAUCAAGGAGAACCUGGAGGGAACGCUGCGACGGCGCUCCCUCAGGAGAAGUAACAGCAUUUCUAAGUCCCCUGGCCCCAGCUCUCCAAAGGAACCUCUCCUCCUGAGCCGUGACAUCAGUCGUUCUGAGUCCCUGCGCUCCUCUUCCAGCUGCUCCCAGCAAAUCUUCCGGCCCUGUGACCUGAUCCACGGUGAAGUUCUAGGAAAAGGAUUUUUUGGACAAGCAAUCAAGAGAAAUAACAGGUGCAGUUGUGGGUUUUGUUUCCACCAGGUGACUCACAAAGCAACAGGAAAGGUGAUGGUGAUGAAGGAGCUGAUUCGCUGUGAUGAGGAAACACAGAAGACUUUCUUGACAGAGGUGAAGGUGAUGCGCAGCCUGGACCACCCCAACGUGCUGAAGUUCAUUGGUGUGCUGUACAAGGACAAGAAGCUCAAUCUCCUCACCGAGUACAUCGAGGGGGGCACGCUGAAGGACUUCCUGCGCAAUGCAGACCCAUUCCCCUGGCAGCAGAAGGUCAGCUUUGCCAAAGGGAUUGCCUCUGGAAUGGCUUACUUGCACUCCAUGUGCAUCAUUCACAGAGACCUGAAUUCACACAACUGCCUGAUCAAGCUGGAUAAGACAGUGGUGGUGGCUGACUUCGGUCUGUCCCGGCUGAUUGUGGAGGAGAGGAAGAAGCCGACCCUGGAGAAGCCGUCGGCCAAGAAACGAACCCUGCGCAAGAGCGACAGGAAGAAGCGCUACACCGUGGUGGGGAACCCCUACUGGAUGGCCCCAGAGAUGCUCAAUGGACAGAGCUACGAUGAGAUGGUGGACAUUUUUUCAUUUGGGAUUGUUCUCUGCGAGAUCAUAGGCCAGGUUUAUGCUGACCCAGACUGUCUCCCACGCACACUGGAUUUUGGCCUUAAUGUCAAGCUGUUCUGGGAGAAGUUUGUUCCUGCUGAUUGUCCUCCAGCCUUUUUCCCUCUGGCUGCUAUUUGCUGCAGACUGGAACCAGAGAGCAGGCCCCCUUUUUCCAAGCUGGAAGAUUCCUUUGAAGCUCUCUCUCUGUACCUGGGAGAACUUGCCAUCCCCCUUCCAUCUGAGCUGGAGGAGCUGGACCACAAUGUGAGUGUGCAGUAUGGACUGACCCGUGACAAGCUACCUGAAAACACAACCUAGGCUGCUCCUGCUGCCUGCACCACUUCACUGGAGCUGGGCUGAGCAGCAGGGAGGGAGAUGCACUUCAGCCACUUCCAGGGCAUUAACGGGGCACCACGCUGUGCAUCUGCUGCACUGCCUCUCUCUCCCCACCCAGCUUCCUCCUCCUGGAUAUCCUGAUUCACUGUGGAUUCCUGGCACGUUUCAGAAGCAAAAAGGAUUGUUUCCUGCCAGCUGCACCUAGGAAAGCCGCUGAACACUAUUUUUCUGGCUUGAGAAAUAUUUCUCUGGCCUUUUCAGGCUUCUUUACUGUGGUGCCUUAGAACUUGGCUGCAAGCUGUGAAGCCACCCUGGCCUGUGUGCCAGGGAGGGAAUUGCUAUAGGAGACUCUCCUGGGUAAGGACCAACUUCUGGAACAGCUUCUCCCACUGACUGCCCUGCCCAGAAAGCUGGGGAAAUUGGACAUCCAGCGACAUCUCUCACCAGGACAGCACGUGUAUGUAUUUGCAUGUGUUUCCCAGAACAACCCACUGAGAUUUUGGCCUCUGACACGCAGCAGAGGAAGGAGUAAAAAGCCCCAGGAAUUGGGCAGCUCUCCUGAAUACCGUGUCUCUGGGGAAGCACAUCUGAAUUCUUGUUUUGGUUUUGUGGGCUUUUAUUCCUUCUGUGUCUCUGAAUACCUCCAAAAGCCUGCCUAGAAACACUAAGACUGCCUAGAAACACUAAGACUGAGCUCUGCUUGCCCCUCCUGAUGGCAGAUGAGGCAGGCAGCAAAUGAGCCACUGGAGCAUUUUCAGACCCUGCGCCUGCAGUGAGUUUGCCUGCCCAAAACCUUAACCUAGGUGAAAGUAUUUGAACCUGAAUGUGUAGUUCUGCACUAGGCACUGGGUGUGGACAUUCCUGAGUGCUUGAGCUCUUGGCCUGUGGAUGUGAGGUGACAGGAAUGGCGGCAGAAGGUGCUUGUCAGAAAGCCAAAUGUUUGAAGUGGCUCAGACCUUGGGCAUGGACAAUGGCAAAAGGGGACUUGCCCAAGGUUAAUUAAAGGAUGGGCUUGUCAUGAAUAGAAAAGUGCUGGAGAAUGUCCCAUCCUCCCUGGAGUGGCAGCUGGAGAACUAAUAAUUCAGUUGCCACUACCUCAUCCUUUCCUGCAGAUUGUCCAAGUUGCUCCUUUGAAGGUCCUUCGUGCAGCUGCUGCUGCAGCACCUGAGCUGAUUCUCCAAACAGAAAUUUUCCUCAGGGUCAUUCCCUGCUCUGGGGUGGGGGGAAAAGGGCUUGGAGUCAUUGGGAGGUGGGUAGGGCUGUAUUUUCUUCCAGUACUUCUCUUCUUCCUCCCUUGGUGGGAGAAGAAAGGAAGGAAGCUACUGCUGCAGUAGCUCACGUGGUUGGCAGAACUGAACAAAAAGCUGAAUCAAGUUCUGCUCUAAGUCUCACAAACAUCAUGGUUUAACUGGAUUUUAGUGUGCUCCUUUUCCCCUCCUCCUCCCUUCAGCAUUGAAUGGUGGGGAAUGGGUGUUAGUCUUUGCUGUUACUUUGGUUUCCUCCCCUACCCAUGAGUUUAAAGUAUUAUGUACAAUAACAUGGGACCAGCCAUCACCUGACAUCAGGUAUGCAAGGGGGGUGUUUUUAGUCUGUGUAGUGGUGUUUUAGAAACACUAGGGCCUCCCUGUGCUGAGAGUCAGGCAGGAGCCUCUCUAAACUGGGUCCAGUGGAUCCAGGAUUGUUAAUAGGAUUUGCCCUUUCAUUCCCCCUCCCAGGCUGGUUUGUGAGGGGACCCCUGAAGGGAGAGUCCUGGGUGAUGUGUGGGUGGGGUUUAUGAACUGUGAUUUGCACAGCUCCACGUUCUAACUAAAUUAAAGAGCAGUAACUAUGCUGA
Molecule: messenger RNA, 4166 nt
Organism: Zonotrichia leucophrys gambelii
Lineage: Eukaryota; Metazoa; Chordata; Aves; Passeriformes; Passerellidae
Gene: LIMK2
Product: LIM domain kinase 2
Exons: 16
Coding region: 410-2314 (634 amino acids)
Biological process (GO): actin cytoskeleton organization; protein phosphorylation
Cellular component (GO): nucleus; cytoplasm
Molecular function (GO): protein serine/threonine kinase activity; ATP binding; protein binding
Source: RefSeq, a predicted model, not a curated record